Botrytis byssoidea is the source of this 909-nucleotide messenger RNA. RefSeq lists its product as uncharacterized. Lineage: Eukaryota; Fungi; Ascomycota; Leotiomycetes; Helotiales; Sclerotiniaceae. Gene Ontology annotation, biological process: urate catabolic process; purine nucleobase catabolic process. Gene Ontology annotation, cellular component: peroxisome. The coding region runs from base 1 to 909 and encodes 302 amino acids. The record is from RefSeq and is a predicted model, not a curated record. Gene Ontology annotation, molecular function: urate oxidase activity. The transcript has 3 exons.
AUGGCAUCGAUAGCUUCAGCAAAAUAUGGCAAGGACAAUGUCCGCGUCUAUAAAGUAGAGAGAGAUGAGCAGACCGGAACUCAAACUGUCACUGAAAUGACCGUUUGUGUAUUACUGGAGGGUGCUAUCGACGUCUCAUAUACCAAGGCCGAUAACAGUGUUGUGGUUGCAACCGAUUCCAUGAAGAAUACAGUUUACAUCAAAGCCAAAGAACAUCCAGUUACUCCACCCGAGCUCUUUGCUAGUAUUCUCGGAACUCACUUUAUCGAGACCUACCCCCAUCUCACCGCAGCCAACAUCAAAAUCAUUACUCACAGAUGGACACGAAUGACUAUCGAUGGCAAACCCCACCCUCACUCAUUCUAUAGAGACGGAAGCGAAACACGAAAUGUUGAAGCCGUUAUCAAGAGAGGAAAGGGCAUCGAUAUCCGCAGCGGAAUUGUUGGGCUCUUGGUUUUGAAGAGCACCGGCUCACAAUUCCAUGGCUUUGUCCGAGACGAGUACACUACACUCCCUGAGGUCUGGGACAGAAUUUUGUCCACUGAUGUUGAUUGUGGCUGGUCAUGGAAAACAUUUGCCGGAUUGGACGCUGUGAAAGAGGCCAUCCCCAAAUUCGAUAAAGCAUUUGACGAUGCCAGAAAUAUCACCAUGAAGACGUUCGCUGAAGAGAACAGCCCAUCUGUACAAAACACCAUGUACAAGAUGUGCGGCUCCAUUUUGGAAGCCGUCCCAGAAGUCGAGGCUGUGGAUUACUCCUUGCCCAAUAAGCAUUAUUUCGAAGUUGAUCUCAGCUGGCACAAGGGUCUUAAGAACACCGGAAAGGACGCAGAAGUUUAUGCUCCUCAAUCUGGACCAAACGGUCUCAUCAAUGUCGCCGUCACUAGAACUCCAGUCACACCAAAGCUAUAG